Messenger RNA from Eurytemora carolleeae, 907 nucleotides. RefSeq lists its product as uncharacterized. NCBI's taxonomy places the organism in Eukaryota, Metazoa, Arthropoda, Copepoda, Calanoida, Temoridae. Bases 157 to 747 code for a protein of 196 amino acids. The transcript is spliced from 4 exons. The record is from RefSeq and is a predicted model, not a curated record.
ACUCAGAAAUUAAAAUGUGGGGUAUUUAUGGAACAUCAAGGGAAGAUGAGAAUAUUGUUAAAAUCCAGAGUACAAUAGGUUCUCAACUUGGUAACAAUAAACAGGUAAAACAAGUUGUUCAAAGAUGGCGGAGCCGGAGAAAUUGCCUUGAAACGAAUGCAUGAUUUGGCUCGCCUGGAAUAUAUCGAGGAUAGAACUAAGGCGGUGCAUGAAGGUCAUUUGGGCCUUCAAUUACAAGGUCAACAGGGCCUUCAAGCACAAGGUCAAGCAGAGGCAGAGGAGAACGCAAAAAUACAAGAUAUAGUUAAAGCUGUGAGAGUUGUAGAAACUCUGCACAAUGAUGGAGUUCGAUGGAGCCCAGAAAGUGACAAAGGGUAUGAAUUGAGAAGAAGACGACCUUACCAGACUGAAACAUCGAAAAUAAAUGUUUUGAAUGGUUCUAUCACAUGCACUACACUGGUUGAUGAUGAUAAAAUAGAUAAAGAUGAAUUAGAAACAGCUGACAUUGACCUAAUAUCAACUGAUGCAGAAUCAGCUGAAAAAUCCGCAAAAUUGAAAUCAACAGACGGUGAUAUUGCUAAACCAGACGAAACUGAUCUUGAAGAUCAACAAAUUCCAAAUCAUCUUCUUGGAAAAGGUGAAAACGGUUCCAAUUCAUCAAUUUUAAAAUCUAGCUUCGAUCUGGCAGCAAAUGCAGUUACAAAAUUGUUAAAUCAAGUUUGGAGGCUCAAAAAUGUGUUUACAUAGUAUAGUAUAUCGAACAGGCAUUUAUUUUCAUAUUUUGAUAAUCUAUUCAAAUUAUUUUCAUGCAUGAUUUUAGAAUGUCUAUUUACGCAUGUAAUACAUAAAAAAAACUAUUUUAACAAUUUUGUUAUUGUUUCUGAUGAAAAUAAAUUUGUUUAAACCA